Symbiodinium natans is the source of this 1065-nucleotide messenger RNA. Lineage: Eukaryota; Dinophyceae; Suessiales; Symbiodiniaceae. The record is from the annotation of a GenBank genome assembly.
AUGAGCCCUUCAUUUCUCCCAGUGGCUUGUGCCCUGGCUGUCCUUGCGAGCGUCACAGGGGCUGCAGGCCAUGAGGGGCUUGAGGAAGCGGUCUCGCUACUGCAACGUUUCCAAUCCUUAGAAGAUAAUGGCCAUCGGACCCCCGUCAUCAUUGAUACCGAUGCUGACACGGACGACCAGAUGGCCAUCGCCUUUGUGCUUGCUCAGCCGGAUAUUGAGGUGCUCGCCAUCACGGUGGGGUGUGAUGGCUGGUCGCAGCAAUGGGCCGGUGUUGUGAGCGUCAUGCGCCUGACCCAGUAUUUUGGUCAGCCGGACAUACCUGUGGCAUACUCGCCAUUCUACAACUCGGACACGCAGUUGAACCUAAAGGAGCCGAAUAAGCUGCCGAAUCCCAGGUUGCAGACCGGACUUGGCAACUUCCUCAGCCAGCAUGUUGGCUUGCCCUUCAACAUGCGGCCACCCAGCUGGAUGUACACUGGCUUGUUAUUGCAAGAGACAUUACGGAGGAGUCGCAGGAAAGUGAACGUCAUUGCUUUAGGGCCUUUAACCAAUCUGGCACACUUCUUGCAGGAGUCCCCGAGACUGUUCGAGCGGAAGGUGGAUCGCAUCUACUUCUCAGGUGGCAUCGUCGUUCCCAGAUCCAGUAGCCCAACUGACAAGGUUUGGCCUUACUCUGCUCCAGACACCUCCUUCACGGGGAACCCACCAGGUACGGAAUGGAAUGUCUUCAGUGAUCCAGUCGCCGCCAACUCCGUCUUCUCUUUCGGCAAAUCUCUGGUUUUGGCAACUUCCACCUACACGGAGGGCAUGCGGUUCUUCCUCAACGACACCGAUUUCAUACCAGCAUCUUGCGACGGGGACAGAGCUGCCGUCUUGACAAAGCUGGUAACGACUCUGUCCGUUGCCGCCAACGAGGCCCCGGAGGAUCUCCGCUACUGGGAUGAGUCUGCCGUGGUGCUUUUCGUGCAGAUGAUCCGGAAUGGCGGGAAGCAGGAGGCAGCCGUCUGCGUUGACUGGGACGCAAAGCGCUUCUCGGCCAUAGCUGGGCACCAUCUUACUUUUUAA